Messenger RNA from Staurois parvus, 423 nucleotides. The record is from the annotation of a GenBank genome assembly. NCBI's taxonomy places the organism in Eukaryota, Metazoa, Chordata, Amphibia, Anura, Ranidae.
UGCUGGUCCAGAGUGUGUCAUGGGUCCCUGUACGGCCUCCCAUUGCUGCUGUCUCCAUCGCCACACUCUGCCAUGUGCCACUUUCAGGUCUCCUCACACUGCUGGUGGGUUCCAUUUUGUCAUAGGGUGCUGGCAGAUUACGGGCCUCCCAUUGCUGCUGCCAGGCCCGUAAUCUGCCAUGGGCCCCUGUACCACCUCCUCAUGCUGCUGCCAGGUCCAGAGUGUCUCAUGGGUCCCUGUACGGCCUCCCAUUGCUGCUGUCUCCAUCGCCACACUCUGCCAUGUGCCACUUUCAGGUCUCCUCACACUGAUGGUGGGUUCCAUUUUGUCAUAGGGUGCUGUAUGGCCUCCCAUUGCUGCUGCCUCCACCGCCACACUGUGGCUCCACACUCUGGUUUUGGCCCCGUGACUGCCCAAAUGAGU